AUGAGCAUUGGCUUCCAGAUCUUGCGUUCCAAGUUCUUUUCUGCGGUUUCCUCUAUUCGGAACCCUGGAGGGGCAAUUCGGUCAUAUGGGUUACCAGCGGCCAUGGUGGUUAUCAUAGUCCUGAUGUUGAUGAAGAGGAAGGAGAGUAGGAGGAACCUCACACCCAAUCAGUCCCGUCUUCUGCAAAUCAUUCUGGAGAAAGAUGGGAAAAUUGCCCAACUUUUGCACCAGAUUACACAAAUGAAUGAAAUACUGAUAGAUAGUCACAAAGCUUUGGCUGGAAAAGUGAUGGAGAAAAGUGCUGCACUUUUUAGGCCAAAAUUAAUAGUUGCCGGUGCUAGUGCUUAUGCCCGCCUUUAUGAUUAUGCACGUAUUCGCAAGGCUUGUGAUCACCCACUUCUUGUUAAAGAAUACAAUUCUGAUCCUGUUGGAAAAGAUUCUGUUGAAAUGGCAAAAAGGCUUCCAAAAGAGAUGCUGAUAAAUCUGUUUAAUAGUUUGGAAACAACUGCCGCUAUAUGUUUUGUCUGCAAUAGGCCAGAGAAUAAGCUUGGAGAUGAUGAAACGUGGGAUAGGGCUGAAAGUGCUCUCAAGGAGGCUUUGGAUGAGUUUGGCAAGCCAUGGCAGUUGAAUGAAGGGGAUGGUGCAUUCUAUGGACCAAAGAUAGAUAUCAGUGUAUCUGAUGCAUUGAGUAGGAAAUUCCAGUGUGCAACUCUACAGCUUGACUUCCAGCUUCCUGAUCGUUUUAAGUUGGAAUUCUCAGCUGAGGAUGAAGCCAAAAUUGAGAGGCCUGUUAUGAUACACAGAGCCAUUCUAGGAUCAGUUGAACGCAUGUUUGCCAUACUUUUAGAGCACUACAAGGCUUAUGCUCUGAAGGUUCGAGAUCAGAUUCACCAAGCAGGAUAUCAUGUAGAUGCUGAUACAACUGAUAGGAAGAUUCAGAAGAAGAAAAAAUUACAAGCUGCAAUUAAGGAUUCUGUGUCUGAAAAUGAGGCAUUUCAGAAAGUAUUUGGAAAAGAAAAGCAUGGAUAUGUUCGUAGUAUGGGACUUGGAGUUACACCAUCUCAAAUUAAUAGAUCUACGAGAUCGACAUCUUCUUCUGCAGAAAGUGAACAAAUAAAGGAAAUGCAAGAAGAAAUUAAUGCACUUAAAGAAAAGAAUUCAAAAAUUGAUGAAUUAACACAGGCAAUCAUAUUCUUAACGCAAAGGGACAAGGCGAGGACAAAGGAAAUUGAACUCUUAAUGCAAAUGCAGAAUUUUAGUGGAAGACAGGGAUUGGAAUCACCCGCUGAUGGUAGACGUUCAUCUGAGUCUAGCUACCGUAUUGGAGAUAAUGGAACUUCAGGGGGGACAAAUUAG
Messenger RNA from Vicia faba (fava bean), 1356 nucleotides. Lineage: Eukaryota; Viridiplantae; Streptophyta; Magnoliopsida; Fabales; Fabaceae. The record is from the annotation of a GenBank genome assembly.